AGCAGAGCGGCAUGGACCCCCUGGAGAAGGAGCGCAGCCCGGCGGGAGGGCGCCUCGGCGGGCGCCCGGCGUCGCUGGGAGCCGACGGGGGCGACUCGGAGUCCGGCGGCGGCUCCGAGGAGGCGGGGGGCUGCAGCGACACGUUCAGCAGCCUGCCGGACAUGGACCACGAGACGCUGGAGGAGAAGCUGAGAGGACUGGCGUUCAGGAAGCAGACCUCGUAUAGGAAAGCGAUCUCCCGUUCUGGCCUCCAGCACUGGGGCCCCUCUCAGGCCUGUCUGCCCCUUGCUACCAAUGGCCCCUCGAAGGAGCUCCGCACCUCCGUGGACUGGACGGAAAAUGCAGUGAAUGGGGACCACUUAUGGCUGGAGACCAGUUGUUCAGGAGACCUGUGCUAUCUAGGAGAAGACACCUGCUUACUCAAGACUGCAAAGUCAGCCCCCAGGAGGAAAUGUGCAGCUUGUAAGAUCGUUGUUCACACUGCCUGCAUGGAACAACUAGACAAGAUCAACUUUCGCUGUAAGCCAACGUUCAGGGAAGGAGGGUCUCGCUGCCUCAGAGACCAGAAUGUGUUAAGACAUCACUGGGUUCACAGACGAAGACAGGAGGGGAAGUGCAAACAGUGUGGCAAGAGCUUCCAGCAGAAGUUCUUCCACAGUAAGGAAAUCAUCGCCAUCAGCUGCUCCUGGUGCAAACAGGCUUUCCACAACAAGGUGACGUGUUUCAUGCUGCACCAGAUUGAGGAGCCAUGCUCACUGGGGGCGCACGCUGGAGUUAUAGUACCCCCGUCCUGGAUCAUCAAAGUCAGGAAACCACAGAGUUCAUUUAAAAACUCUGCCAGGAGGAAAAAGCGGACGUCAUUCAAGCGGAGGACAAGCAAAAAGGGUGUUGAUGAGUCCAAAUGGCGUCCGUUUAUUUUGAAGCCCCUCCCCUCUCCUCUCAUGAAGCCCAUCUUGGUGUUCGUCAACCCGAAGAGCGGCGGCAACCAGGGAACCAAGGUUUUACAGAUGUUCAUGUGGAUCUUAAACCCUCGACAAGUCUUUGACCUAUCGCAGGGCGGGCUGCGGGAGGCGUUGGAGUUGUACAGAAAAGUGCCAAAUCUGCGGAUCCUUGCCUGCGGGGGAGACGGCACAGUGGGCUGGGUCUUGUCCGCUCUCGAUGAGCUCCAGAUGAACCCCCAGCCUCCCGUGGCUGUCCUUCCUCUGGGAACAGGAAAUGACCUCGCCAGGACGCUCAAUUGGGGCGGGGGUUACACAGAUGAGCCUGUGUCUAAGGUGUUGUGCCAUGUGGAGGACGGCUCGGUGGUCCAGCUCGACAGAUGGAACCUUCUGGUUGAGAAGAGCCCUGCCCAUCCUGAGGAGGGUACACAGAAGGUCAGCGGUCAUUGUGGACUGCCACUGAAUGUGUUCAACAACUACUUCAGCCUGGGAUUCGAUGCUCACGUCACCCUGGAGUUCCACGAGUCCCGAGAGGCCAACCCAGAGAAGUUCAACAGUCGCUUCCGCAACAAGAUGUUCUAUGCAGGAGCUGCAUUCUCAGACUUCCUCCAGAGAAGCUCCAGAGACCUGUCCAAGCAUGUCAGAGUGGUGUGUGACGGUACAGACUUAACUCCCAAGAUCCAGGAGCUUAAGUUCCAGUGCAUCGUGUUUCUCAAUAUUCCCAGGUAUUGUGCUGGCACCAUGCCAUGGGGAAACACAGGCGACCACCGUGACUUUGAACCACAGCGUCAUGAUGACGGCUGCAUCGAGGUCAUCGGUUUCACCAUGGCCUCACUGGCGGCGCUGCAGGUGGGCGGUCAUGGAGACCGACUGCACCAGUGCAGAGAAGUUGUGUUGACUACAUUCAAAACUGUACCCGUCCAAGUGGAUGGUGAGCCAUGUCGGCUGGCCCCCUCCACUCUCCGGAUCUCCCUUCGAAAUCAGGCCAACAUGGUCCAGAAAAGCAAGAGACGUACCUCAGUACCCCUGCUGAACGACCCUCAUGCGGUUCCCGAUCGUCUGCGGCUCAGAGUAAAUCGGAUCAGCCUUCAGGAGUAUGACAGGCUACAGUACGACAAGGAGCGACUACGAGACAUCUCCAUUCCAGUGGGCAUUGUGGUAGUGAGGGGGGACUGUGAUUUGGAAACCUGCAGACUCUACAUCGACCGACUACAAGAGGAUUUGCACCAGGCGCCAUCUACUGGCCAGAGAGUACAUUACCAGGACGAGAGUCCAGUUGUUCCCAGGACCAGUUCAGCCAGUAGACUCUCUCCAAACUGGAGUUUCCUGGAUUCAACCUCAGCAGACCGCUUCUAUCGCAUUGACAAGGCUCAGGAACACCUUCACUUUGUGACAGAGAUCUGUCAAGACGAGGUUUUCAUCCUGGACCAUGAAGGACCAGUUGUGAACCAGGGCUCCUCCACUGGGAUGCCUGACCUUGUGGUGGAACCUGCCACUGGGGCACCACUUACUCCUGAGGAACAAGCACUGUUGACAGCUGCAGGAACUGGAGACUUGUCCAUGCUGUCAGAGUGUGUAUGCCAUGGGGUCAGUUUGUUGGUGAGGGACUCUGAUGGCUGUUCAGCCUUACACCUCGCUGCCCAGAAUGGACACACAGAGAUAGUCAGCUACAUACUGCAGCAGGGCUCCAAGGUGCUUCUGGAUUUGACGGACAGAGAGAAGGGGGACACCGCCUUGCACAAAGCAGCCUCAGAGAAACAGCACACCGUUUGUCGACUGCUGGUGGAGGCCGGGGCUUCCCUCAAAAAGACCAACUUCCAGGGGAAGACGCCAGCAGACCAAGCUGAGGCAAAGGGAGACUCGGAGUUGGCCAUGUAUCUGAACAGCCCACAACAGGCACCCUCUGUCACCCGUGAAGACUUGGAGACUGCUGUGUGACCCACACACACAGAUAUACACACACACUCUCUCUCUGGACUCUACACACUUGUAGAGGAGAUGUGACGAGAAAAGACGGAGGGUGGGUAAAAGAGAAGCAGAGUCUGGAUAUGGCUCCAGGGUCUGUAUGAAUGGAUGGAUGGAUGAAAUCAUCCAUGAGUAGAUUAAU
This is a messenger RNA of Lampris incognitus (smalleye Pacific opah), 3045 nucleotides long. RefSeq names its product diacylglycerol kinase, iota (gene dgki). The record is from RefSeq and is a predicted model, not a curated record. Gene Ontology annotation, molecular function: ATP-dependent diacylglycerol kinase activity; protein binding. Gene Ontology annotation, cellular component: nucleus. The coding region runs from base 12 to 2876 and encodes 954 amino acids. The transcript is spliced from 33 exons. Gene Ontology annotation, biological process: diacylglycerol metabolic process; intracellular signal transduction; lipid phosphorylation. NCBI's taxonomy places the organism in Eukaryota, Metazoa, Chordata, Actinopteri, Lampriformes, Lampridae.